This is a messenger RNA of Aphanomyces invadans, 1549 nucleotides long. RefSeq lists its product as hypothetical. The transcript is spliced from 6 exons. Gene Ontology annotation, biological process: maturation of SSU-rRNA; ribosomal small subunit biogenesis. Gene Ontology annotation, molecular function: metal ion binding; RNA endonuclease activity. The record is from RefSeq and is a predicted model, not a curated record. The coding region runs from base 13 to 1422 and encodes 469 amino acids. Lineage: Eukaryota; Oomycota; Saprolegniomycetes; Saprolegniales; Verrucalvaceae. Gene Ontology annotation, cellular component: preribosome, small subunit precursor.
GUUGCUGCCGCCAUGACGACGUCCGCCAACAAGUUGACGCAUCUCGUGGUCGAUGCCGGUGCUUUGAUCAAGGGCGCGGAUCUGUCCAGCGUGGCCGAAAACCUGUGGACGACGAGCGACGUGCUGGCCGAAAUCAAAGACUCCAAGUCCCGUCGGUUCGUCGCACGUCUCCCGAUGGAGCUCAAGACGCGCGAUCCGUCCGAGAAGGACAUGGACGCGGUCGUGGCGUUUUCGCGCUUGACGGGGGACUUUUCGUUCUUGUCGCUGACCGACUUGCGCGUCAUGGCGCUGACGUACAUGUUUGAACGCGAACUCCAUGGCACCGACCACAUUCGCAAGACGCCCAAGGUCGCCGAGACCAAGGUCACGGGCCCCAAGGUCCCCGCUUCCAAGGUGCGAUGCCGCUACAUUCAGAGUCCCGGCGGGUGCCGCAACGGAUCGACAUGCCCAUUUAGCCACAACCUCAAGGACAACGCUGUCGUGAACGCCGAGCCGUUGCCAGCGAUCGAGUUGCCCUGCCGAUACUUCAACUCGGACUCGGGGUGUACCCUCGGCAACGCGUGCCGGUUUCUCCACGUCCUGGUAGACUCUGACACAACGACCGCGCCGUCUUUCGACGCUCGUCCCGAGAAGACCAUGCCUUCUACCGUGCCGGAAGACGACGACGCUUCCAUCGCUAAAACAUCCCCUGAGGACGUCGUUGCCCCUCGUCGCAUCCACGCCACAGUCAAGUCGCGGAUUCUCAGCGCAGGCUUUGGCGCGUCCACAAACGCCGGCGCGGACGGCGACGACGGCAAAAACUGGAUCAACAGCACCAACAUGGCCGAAUUCGCGCAGAGUCCGUUUGGCAGCGGCAAGCUCACGCACGCCAUCGACGCGUCUAUCCAAGUCGGGUGCAUCACGACCGAUUAUUCCAUGCAGAAUGUCCUUGUGCAAAUGGGACUCCACCUCCUCAGCACGGACGGGAUGGUCAUCCACCGCGUCAAGCAGUGGAUCCUCAAAUGCGCCGCGUGCUUCAAAACGACCACCGAGCUCGACCGCAAAUUUUGCCCCGUGUGCGGAAACAACUUGAUGGAGCGCAUUGCGUGCAGCCUCGACAAAGACACCGAGCAGUUGACGCUGUAUACGCGGGCGAACCGACCGGCGAACCUCCGCGGGUCCAAGUUUUCGCUCCCGAUGCCGACGGGCGGCCGCCAAGGUGAUCUCUUGCUGCGGGAAGACCAGCUCAUGCAUGGCAUCUGGGCGCAGCGCCAAAAAACGUCGGCCAAGGUGCUCAAGAGCGCGUUUGGCGAGCACGUCGCUCACGAUUUGGGCGUCAAAGCCGAAAAGCAAACGGCCAUCACGGUCGGGUACGGCCGCAUGAACCCGAACGCGCAGAAAGGCCGCGAACGGCGAGGAAAGAAGAAGCGCAGCGCCAACUAGGGGCCGGCGUCGCUGGGACCUGCUAAAUGGCGUAAUAUAUCUUGGAUUUUCAACGGGCCAGCGAUCGAGUGGCAUCGCGGGUGUGGCCGAGCUCCCCACGUCCUCAAACGACCCAUGCAUCCGUGGU